CACCAUUUAAGAAAUCAUACGACAAUCAAUGAUUGCCUAUUCUGUUCCCUUACUGCCAUCCUCGAUUCUAUUCGUUGAGCGUUUUUGAGUUGCUAGCCUACACUUGUCACUCUGUCACAAAUGCCACGGGACGCCCGAUGACAGGAGUGUCCCUUUACAAAUUCUGACAUGUGAACAUAACCCCGCCGACAACCGCUUUGUCGCUCUUCGAAACGCCUUCGCCUCUUGUCAAGCACAAGCCGCAACUCCACGGCACGGGCUAUCUCAGUGUCCUUUUUCUGUUCCUUUUUACCUUCCGCUGUUUUCUUAGCUGCGGCCAAACGUAAUUAGAACGGUGCUCCUCUGCCAUCACAAGGACAUGUUGGCCCGAGGCGGAAACGAUGCCCAGAGUACGAACCAGUUCGCCACCACUUCAGGCGUCCCCAGUCACGCUCACCACCCUGCUCUCGUCGCUCCACAGAGAAUAAUCCCUUCGCAGCAAAUGUCGUGGGUAAAUUGGGAUCCAAUUGGCUCUGCUCGCGGCAUGAGUAUGCAUAGUAUAGCCUCUGAUGAGAGCGAACAAGCCAGGCUCAAUACUCGAGGCAUGGGCAAGAGAAACCCCUCUCCCACCAACGGCCGACGAAAAGCGGAUGAGUCCACGGUCCAGGCUCCCACUAAUAAGAAAUCCAAGGCCAAUGCCAAUGCCGCUGCUACCAACAGUGACAUGGAUUUAUCGGAUGAAGGGUCCACGAUGAGACUGGAGGAAAGCGUGUCCAUGGCAAAGAUGACAAAUGAAGAGAACCGAAAGAACUUUCUCGAGCGCAAUCGCGUCGCUGCCUACAAGUGUCGUCUCAGGAGGAAGCAAUGGCUUACCCAGCUACAGACCAAGGUUGAGUUGUUCACUACGGAGAACAAUACCUUGAUGGCGCAAAUAGCCCAUCUCAGAGAAGAGACCGUCAACCUGAAGACACUCCUUCUUGCCCACAAGGACUGUCCAGUUGCUUAUCGGCAGCAACUAUAUAGUGCUUCUAUGUCGCAGGUUAUUAAGCCCUAUAGUUUAUGACUCAACUCUUGUAAUAUAGUUAGAUAUAUGCUGAAUUAGGUUGUAGCUAGUUAGGAUGGCGGCGGUAUUUCUUAUAGUGUAAGACAUACAGGAGGGUGCGUAUCGACUGGACUG
This is a messenger RNA of Fusarium redolens, 1156 nucleotides long. RefSeq lists its product as uncharacterized. The transcript has 2 exons. Gene Ontology annotation, biological process: regulation of transcription by RNA polymerase II. The record is from RefSeq and is a predicted model, not a curated record. Gene Ontology annotation, molecular function: DNA-binding transcription factor activity, RNA polymerase II-specific; RNA polymerase II cis-regulatory region sequence-specific DNA binding. The coding region runs from base 359 to 1042 and encodes 227 amino acids. NCBI's taxonomy places the organism in Eukaryota, Fungi, Ascomycota, Sordariomycetes, Hypocreales, Nectriaceae.